Molecule: messenger RNA, 1835 nt
Organism: Alosa alosa (allis shad)
Lineage: Eukaryota; Metazoa; Chordata; Actinopteri; Clupeiformes; Clupeidae
Gene: lacc1
Product: laccase (multicopper oxidoreductase) domain containing 1
Exons: 5
Coding region: 161-1444 (427 amino acids)
Molecular function (GO): copper ion binding
Source: RefSeq, a predicted model, not a curated record
UGCAGGCUCUCCGGUAGGCUACAUUGUUUUCUAAGGUAAAAGAGCUUUUUGAAGUCAUAAGUCUAAUCGUUCAGGUAAAGCAAGUAAGCGACAUAGCCUGUUGACGCUUGAAUAUUUUGCUCCCUCCGCCUUCGCUUGUGCUUAGUAAAUACCCGACCGCAUGGCUAAAGUUAUUGUCGUGGAUCUUGGCAGCGAUCCUAGUUCAGAGUACAGUAAGGCUUGUUUUGAAGCAUUUACAGGAAAGAUAUCAAUGAUUCUUGGUCAGGCUGAUGAAAUGCACGAACCUGUUUACCUCAUUGGUUGUCUGCAGCAGAGCUCAAGUGCUCUAGGCAUAACACCUGAGAAAUUUGUCAGCUUAAGGAAACAGAUUCGUGUCUUACUGGACAGCUCAGUUUCUGCUUUGCUCUACACAAUCAAGCGAGAAUUGGAUAGUCUGGACUUGAGCAAUAUUGUGGUAAUUACGUCUCAUAAUCGGAUGAUUAUCCUGCAAAAAUACCAAGAACUUCUCUUUACACCUGUGUACCUCUUUGAAUAUGUCACCGUGUUCGAAGAUCCGAGCACUUUCGGUAGUGCUAGGCCAAACCUUACCUCUAGAGAGAUCACAGACGUGACAGAAGAAGUGGGUACAUUUCUUCGACAGCUCCCAGCAGUUGGUGAAAUUACGGUCCUUAAAUCCUCCCUGGUGCCUGACUGCUUCUCCCAUGGUUUCAGUACUAGGAUGGGAGGAAUCUCCUACAUCAGCACUCUAAGCUCACUCAACCUCUUCAGCAGCUCCAGGCGGAGAGACCCCAAGGCGGUUGUGAAUGAGAACAUCAGGCGUCUUGGACUCCAGAUGGGCUUUCAGCCUCACCAGUUCCACCUGGUAAAGACAAAUCAUGCCAGUGAUGUGUGGGUGAUCGGAGAAGAAGCACCUGAGAGCUAUGAUGGAAUUGUUACCAAUCAAGUCAACGUUGUCAUAGCAGCACCAGGUGCUGACUGCAUGCCACUACUCUUCACCGACCCUGUAGAAAAAGUUAUUGGAGUGGCUCACGCAGGCUGGAAGGGUACACUAAUGGGGAUUGCUAAGGCAACAGUAAAUGCCAUGGUGUCACGAUUUGGUAGUAAGACGGAAAAUAUUUUAGCUGUGAUUGGUCCAUCUGUUGGUUCCUGCUGCUUCAAGCUUGACCAGGAGUCAGCCAAAGAGUUCCAUUCCAUUCACCCACAUUGUGUCAGGAAAGAUGAGACACCAAAGCCCUUCAUCAAUAUCAGGCUGGCUACAAGAGUUCUGCUGGAGCGAGAGGGGCUCGUCUCUGAGCACAUUCAUGAUGACACUGUUACAGACAUUCCAAGUGUAACACUGUGCACCUCUUGCCACUCAGACAUGUUCUUCUCUCAUGUUCGAGAUGGGACCAACUUUGGCACACAAAUCGGCUUCCUUUGGAUAAAAGAUGGGGGGAAAGUAUAGCAAUGUUUUAAUGUUGUUAUGACAAUGUUUAGGCCUGUUGAUAUGUAAAUGACACUCAGUCACUCAUGAAAGCAUGACAUUUGGUACUCUUGUACAGUCUUGUAUGUCCCUGAAUAUGGAGCCACAAAACCCCUCAUGCCAGCAAUGGUGGCCAUUUUACUUUCGCCCAUAACCGAAUGUGUUUUACAUCAUGGGUGCAAGUUUGGCAGCGAAGCGGUAACAAUAACGAUUAAGUAUAGCCUACGUCCUAGCCAAGACCUCUGUUGAAGUGAAUUGAAAAAAACAAUCACAUGCAACCCCAAAUUAGAUUCUGAUCUGUCUAUAGGCAAAUAAAUGAAGAGUUCAGAUGCAAAACCCUCGAAAUCCGUCUGACCACUUUUCUUUUAAAUGA